Molecule: messenger RNA, 1264 nt
Organism: Drosophila takahashii
Lineage: Eukaryota; Metazoa; Arthropoda; Insecta; Diptera; Drosophilidae
Gene: Vlet
Product: COMM domain containing 10 protein valette
Source: RefSeq, a predicted model, not a curated record
UGUUUUUGUUGCUCUCUAUAAACAAAGUCUACAUUUGUUUGUUAUUUAUUAUAAUUAAUAAAUAAGCAAGAUUCAAAUAAGAAAAAGAUAAUAUAAGCGCUUCAUCUAGAGAUCUAUCGACUAUAUGUUUCUUGGAAAUACGUGAAUCAUGAGCAUUAACUGGAUAAAGAUCACCGAAAGAGCCCGCGAGGGCAUCAAGAUCAUCAACGCCCUGCCCUACGAGACCUUCACCACGGUUCUGUGGUACACCCACCGGCAGAUGAGUCCCAGCGGAGCCUCGGGAGCGGCGGCGCCGGGUGCCACCAGUUGUACGGUGGGCACCAGCGUGACGACCACCGGACGGGCGGACAGCAGCACCGAGGAGAACCCCACGAGCAGCUCGGAGCCGGAGUACACGCUCGAGGAACUGGAGCGACUGGUGGGCGUGCCGCGGCCGGACUUUCUGCUCCUGAUCAAGACCUUCUCCUACAUCCUGCGACGCAUCUCCACGUUCAUCAUCAAGCCCAGCCUGCUGCAGCGGGAGCUGCGCGAGAAGCUCCAGCUGGAGGACGAGGCCAAGAUCGAUGCCAUUUUGCGGCUGUGGGUGCGCGAGACGACGCCCAUUAUGAACAACUUGGCCAGCAAGCGGUACGAGUCGAAUGUCAUUGAGGAUGUGGCCUGGAAACUGAACGUGGAGGUCUCCUCGCACUGCCAGCAGCGGGAGAAGACGCCGCUGGCCGUGCUCCAAAUGAAGACGGGCGUCGGCGAGGAUAUCAACAUCGAGAUGACGCACCCGGAACUUGUCGAGCUGUACAAUCAGUUCGAGAACAUCCAGGGCGAACUGGACGCCAUGCUGGCCAUGAAGGCUCCGGAUGCAGCUGCUCAGUAGCGGGACACCGUCGACUUCUCAGUGCCAAUUUAGUUGCUAGUUCACACAAUCCCUGUGCAAAAAGAUGGACCUAAAAGUAUGCAAUACUAACACGAUCGUAGCCAAAUGUUAAACACUUUUUAAAUUGAAUUUUUACCAAUUUAUGGUUAGUUUUCCCCUUUGUAGCCAAAUUUCAUAGAUUUUUAAAUAUUUUGGUUCUUUAAAUUCCUGAUUAUCAAUAUGUUUCAAUGUUAUUAGAGAGAGUUCUUCAAGAUCUCCCAAAUAAGACUAGCAAAAAACGAUGCAAACGACACGGAAAAUAAAUAAUUUAGUAUUUUAAACUUUUGUAAUUUCUUAAUUAUCAUGACUUACCCUCGGAAAAUGCAAAAACCUUUAAUAAAUUUAGACGAAACUAGA